AUGGCUCAGCAAGGUGCACAGGCUGCACAUGUGCCUGUGGAUGACAUAGAUGAUGAUUUGCCAGAGCUUGAAGCGGCCGCAGGCCCACAGCUUUCCUCAGCCGAUGCCCGCUGCCUCACCUUCCCAAGGUCAGAUAGUGUUAGGCCCUGCCCAGCUGAAUGCAUUGACAUGCUGCGUGUGUUGCCGAAGCCUGAGGUUUUUGCAGCUAGCACGAGAGAGCAGGAGCACACAUCUUGGCCAGGUUGGUUUUGGAGUUUUCAGCAGUACCUUUCAGCUCUUGAUCCGGGCUAUGGGCCCGACCUUGAAGCUUUGGAGGCGAACCCUGGUUCAGUGAUAGCAAAGGGCCAGGGCACUAUUGCACAGCAAGCCAGGUCACCUCAGCUGCAUUCGCUUUUGGCUGCCCUCAUUCGUGGCAGAGGUUACAUGAUUGUGCGACAGACCGAGACUGGAAACGGUUUGGAAGCUUUGCGUCAGUUGAUGAGCCUCUUUGCCCCGCGCUCUCAGGGGCGCAGCUUGGGCAUCUUGACAGCGAUCACCCAGGUGCCUUCGUUCAAUCCCUCCGAGGCGUUGCUUCCGCAGAUCCUUGAUUUGGAACGGGCUUUCACUUCCUAUGAACAGUCAGCUUCGGAAACCCUUCAGGGUAGCGUGAAAACUGCACUUCUUCUGCGGUGUUUGCCUGCUAACACAAAGAAUCAGAUAUAUGCCAGCUUGCCUGAGGAUGCUACUUACAGUCAGGUGCGAGAGGCAAGCCUGAGGAUUGAGCGUCAGCAUUUCAAGUGGCAGUCUGUUUCUUACUUUGGGACGGUCCGCGAGGCCACAGCUCAGAGGCAUGAUGAGGCAACGCAGAUGGAAAUUGAUGCCGUGCACAAAGGUCAGGCGAAUGUGCAUCAGGUUGUCAACAAUCCGACUCCGUCGGAGGCUGCACCAUCCACCGUGGGGCCGUCAGCGUCCCAGGCAGCGUCCCAAGCCACCGCAGCAGUGCGUCGCAUUGAGAUUGAUUUGAGUACGGUUGGCAGUGGCGCAGGCAGUGGAGGCAUUCACAUGAUCACACAGGCGAUGUCCGCGCCGAGACCGGACCAGGUGCUGCUCGAGCCAUACCCGAGCGAUGAGGUGCUACUCGAGCCAAACCCGAGUGAGGCGAUGUCCGCGCCCAGACCGGACCCGGUGCUGCUCGAGCCCUACCCGAGCGAGGCGACGUCCGCGCCCAAACCGGACUUGGUGCCACUCGAGCCUUUCCCGAGUGAAUUCAAUGAUCUUGUGCAUGCCACACUCCCUGCCAUGACCGUGCCUGAUCCUCUUGUGCGCAACUUUGAGCAAGCUGCCCCAAUGUAUGACAUGAGCUACAGUGACAGUGACGGGGAAUGGACGUUUGCGAAUGGAUCCUUGAGUGUUGUGACUUUUGCUCCAGAGCAUCAGGUGUGUGCAAUCCAUCAGGACAUUGAGAUCGUUCCUGACAGUGGGGCCGAUCACUCGUGCCUUCCUGCGGCCUUUGGUUCCACCGGGACCUCAGCGCCGCCAUUGCAGGCAACGUUCCGUGAUGCACAGGGGAAUGUGGUUUCUCCUACGUCGGUGCGCAAUGCAAAGCUUGACCUGGGACCCUUGACCAUAACGGAAACCUGGUUGAUAGGCCCCGUGACUACUCCCUUGUUGAGCUUAGGCAAGCUUUACCGCCAAGGGUUUACGGUUGGCCGUGUGAACAAUGAGCUAAAGCUUUUCCGUGAGGGAGAUGAAGCCUAUGGGGUCCCUGUGUUCAUGAAGCACAACUCCCUGUGUCAGGGGCGGGGCAGGCGGGGCAUCCGCCAGCAAGCCCCAGUGAACGUCAUGCACCACAAUCGCAAACCAGUUCCGGCGAACCUCAUGCACCACAAUCGCAGACCAGUUCUUUCUGAUGAACCUCAUGCACCACAAUCGCAGUCCAGUACACCUCAGGGCGAUUUUCACGAGAAUGCAUUGACUGUGACAUUGCAUGGCCCUUGGUUGUCGCUCAAAGCGCCGUUUGUGCAGAUUGACACAGGUCUGGUGGCAAACAAGUGCACAAGCCUGUGCUACGUUGAUUGCACAUUGGCUUUCCCUAGCCUGCCGAUUGCUUUCAGGACCACAUUGCACAACAGCCCGCGUGGCUGGAUUUUGCAUACGCUGAACGAGGAUCUGUCAACUUUGGAUGAUUUUGAGGCUAGGUUCGAGGCUGCAUUUCCAAGGCCCAAGAUGUAUGAGACCAUCACGAUUGGUUCCACGUACCGGCUUGAUGUUCGCCAGUUGUUCCCUGAGCACUCUGAUCACCCGCUUGUGGCAGUGCCAGUGCCAGAGGAAUCAGACGGUGAUCCGUCUCCCGAUGCUGCCGUGGAUUUGGAUGUCAACAUUGAUGCAGGCGGCCUUGACUUGGGAGCCAACGGAGGAGCGGCAGAUGAAGGCGAGUUUCCCGGUGCAGCGGGCAACGCGCCCGGCGAGAAGCCUGUUGUCGUUGAUGGCACUGAGUUGACCCUUGAUUGCACCCUCGCCACGUUGCGGGCCGCAGCACAGAGUCUCGGGAUAGGUAAGUCGGGUGGUAAGGCGACAGUUCUUAAGAGGAUCAAGGAGUUUCUUGCACGAAAUGAUUUUCUGUGGGCCAACCUUCCGGCUGAUGUGCAGCUGCCUCGUGAACAGGCGCCAGUGCGAGAGCCAUCCCAGGAUGAAGUGCGCAAGCAUUCGCUGACGCACAUGCCAUUCCAAGCAUGGUGCGCUGAAUGUGUUGAGCAUCGUGCCCGUUCUGACAGACAUGAGAGACACCCUGUUGGCGACCGUGAGCAUGCGACAAUUUGUUUUGAUUUUGCUUACACGAGUCGGCCUGAGACCCCCGAACAGAAGCUCGUGUGCCUAGUUGCGUCUUGCAAUUUUACCGGUGCGAAUCAAGCUUGGCCUGUCCCGGCCAAGGGCGGCAAUCUGCAGCUCAGGUACAUGACAUCAGAGCUUACGAGGUGGAUCGCGACUUUAGGCCACAGCGAGGUCACACUGCGCAGUGACCCAGAGCCGGUGUGUUUGUCGUUGCAAAAGCUUGUGCAAGCCCAGCGUCUUCGACUUGGAUUGCGGACCCAUCUUGGGCAGAGUGAGCCUGAUGAUCAUGCGGCCAACGCGGCCGAACCUGCGGUCGAGACCCUUCGACAGCUGACCAACACGUUGCUUUCUGAGUUCGAGUCCCGUGCAGGUGUCAAGGUGGCAUCGUUGGAUGCAAUGCACGCGUGGGGAUGGCGGCAUGCAAGCUUCAUUCAGCAGCGGUUCACCAGAUCGCAAGGCCAGACUCCGUUCGAGCUGGCAUGUGGGCGGCCCUAUCAGGGCAAGCUUGUGUGCAUUGGUGAGACAGUUUAUGGAAGAGUUAAAAGUGCUGUGAAAGGGCAGCCCCGAUGGGGCGUAGGUUUGUGGUUGGGAAAACUUGGGUGUAGCGACGGCCACAUAGUCUUCACUGCUUCGGGACAUUUUCUUGCUUGCAGGUCGAUUCGUCGCUUACCGCAAACUUACUUGAGGAGUGCUGAUUUUGCAAAGCGCCUGCGUGAUCAUCCCUAUUCCCAGGCUGCUUUUCUUGCGGGCCAAGUUGGACAGUGCAGGCCGCAGAAAACACGUGAUGCACAACAAGCACCCCCAGAGCCACAGCCAGAUGAGAGUGCCCCGGCCGGUGCGGAUCCACUUCCGUAUCCUGGCUAUGUUCUUCCUGACAAUGCACCGCUGAGUGAACUUGUGCCACCACCAGCCAUCAGAAGUGAUUUUGUGCCAGAGCCACCGACGCCCAUGCAGGAGGACAGUGGACCUGUCACGCCAUUGCAGCCAGCACCUUCCGAUGCAGAGGUUGUGAGCUCGCCUCUGGCUGUAGUGCCGGAUGCUGAGGUGUUAGCCGAGGCGCCAAAUGCUGAUCGUGCCACGGGAUCGUCCGAUCCUGCUUCUUCGUCUGAGCCAGCGGCUGUACGUGUGCCUACCAGGACUGCUGAGCCGAGUGCAAACGAGCCACGCAAACGGCUUCGUCUUGAUGCUGUGACGUUUGAAGGUGUCGACAUGUACCACAAUCACAAGGAGAAUGAUUUUGAAUUUGAGGGUGAGAUUUUAGAGGAUUUUGAUUAUGCCGCGGAGGCCGAUGGAGCCCAGGAUGACACGCGGCCGGAGUCAAGCAUUCCUGAGUGCUUGUUGCGCUGCGCACAGAUCCUGCCAGAGCACAAGCACUUGACCACUCGUUUUGUGGUAACAUGGCGCUGCAAGACCAUUGCAGGUUGCACAUACUGGCUCAGGCGAGCCAGGCUUGUGGCCCGUGAUUUUGCAUUUUUGUGCCCAGGCCGUACCGAUUUGUUUUCCCCUGCAUCGAAUGCUCUGCAAAGCAAGAUCAUCCCAUGUGUCUUCAUUGACAACUACCAUAACGGUUGGCAGUUGGUAUCAUUAGAUGUUACGGGUGCUUACUUGAAUUGCCCGCAGGCAGAGGACACAUGCACAAGUGUCAUGAUCAAUGGCGAACGCUUGUAUUUCCAGCUUCUCAGGCUCCUUCCGGGCCAGCGGGAAGGGAGCCAGACCUGGUUCUACCAGUUCACCGAUGCGCUGAAAGUCGGAAGCCGCGUCGAGCUGAUGCAAGAGGUGCCAUCGCUGUUCCGGUUCCAGCCUGAGGACGGCGGAGGCGGGGGACUUGUGCACGUCGAUGAUUUGCUUGGCACAGGACCUGCAAGUGUGAUCAAGUGCAUGACAGAUCAUCUUGAAAGGGAUUACAAAGUGACUGUGAAUUUGAUUUCGGUGCCAGGCCAGGAGGUUCAUUUUCUUAAGAAGCGGCAUUAUCUUUUGUCGAGCACAGAGUUGCUGAUUGAGGUGAGCCCAAAACACUUGGAAAAGUUGAAAUCUUUGUGCGGCCAUCCCAAGCACCGAAAGUCACCUCUCCCGUCCGGGCGGUUGCCCACGGAGAAAGAGGACGAUGCACCAUUGUCCCAGGACCAGGCAUUUCGCUUUCGAUCAGCCGUUGGAGUGUUGCUUUACCUGCAGUCAGACCUCCCGCACGCCAUGCACAGCAUUCGCCACUUGGGUACUGUGCAGGAAUCCGAGUUUGGUGCCGCGGUGUCAGCCGCGAUAGAUGGAACCCUUGUCUCAAGCAUGAUGCGGUUUGUGUCUCCAGAGCCAACGACACCGCCACUCUUGAUGAUUGACACUUCCGCUGCCCGCGCGAUCCUUCAACGCGCCGGGGUCGGGCGCGUGCGCCAUCUUGAUGUGAAGCUGCUAUGGACGCAACAACGGGUUGCGGAAGGAUUGCUGGAGGUGCUGCCGGCACCCACGCGUACCAAUGUCGCGGACAUUGGCACGAAGCUCCUCGGUGUGCAGCGCACGGAGUUUCUGCUUGGCCUGAUUGGGUUUAGAGAUUCCCGAAAUGGUUAUGCUAGGGUUGGAGAUGCAAUCUUGAGCACAGAGCACAAUGUCCAGGCCAUUCGCAAUGUGUGCAAGGAUCUGUCUAAGAUCGCAAAGGGUGAUGCCACGGCAAACACCGCCCGCAUCCUCAGUGUUAUCUUGAUUGCCACGCAGGCAACUGGAAGCCUGGGUGCGGAGGAUGGCGAUGAUGCCAAUGACGACGACGCGACUUUGACCAUUCUUGAUGCGAUUAUUGAAUCCUUGGUGGAGAUCGUCGGCUAUGCAUCUGCAGUGUAUGAAGCAUACCCUUCGACAUGUGUUGCGGUGUGCCAGUGCGUUGCAAUCACUGCAUUCUUGAUGUGUGCAUUCAUGUGUUGUGGCCGACGGAUGACAGAUGUUCCAGAGGCAUCUGUGCAGGUGCGCAUCGCGCCUGGAGUUGCGGUUGAUGUCCGAACAUCCCGCAUUGAGCCCAAAGCCAAGGCUGGUGAACAGGUGCGUGGAGCGCGGCCCAAAACCGCGAGUCGACCAAAGCUUGAUGACGACGAUGAGCGAGCCCAGAGUCCUGGUGCGCACGAGGUCCAAGCAAGCAAACCAGGAUCAUCCACCGAUGUGCUGCGAUCGAACAGCGAAGCCAGUGAGAAGAUCCCGAGAGCACGCCCGAUUCCACAGCGCCGGGUGCCACAGGCCCGAAGCGCAGACGGCGUGUGGAUUUCGACAAGUCAGGGAUACGCUUAUCAUAAGGCUACAUGUGGCAAGUUGAACCAGUCGCAGGGCGUCACUGAGGUGUCGCGAGCGGUUGCUGAGGAGCGCGGCUACCGCGCGUGCCGCAUAUAA
Molecule: messenger RNA, 6174 nt
Organism: Symbiodinium sp. CCMP2592
Lineage: Eukaryota; Dinophyceae; Suessiales; Symbiodiniaceae
Source: the annotation of a GenBank genome assembly